Molecule: messenger RNA, 2254 nt
Organism: Malus domestica (apple)
Lineage: Eukaryota; Viridiplantae; Streptophyta; Magnoliopsida; Rosales; Rosaceae
Biological process (GO): peptidyl-serine phosphorylation; intracellular signal transduction
Molecular function (GO): ATP binding; protein serine/threonine kinase activity
Source: RefSeq, a predicted model, not a curated record
AGCAUAUAUAAAUAGUGAAUAUUAUUUAUAAAUUUUGUACUCUCACCGUCCCACGCAUAUGCCAGUGCAGACUCCCUAGUAUCCCUUCUGAACUCUUACUCUGUCAUUUUCGCAAGCACUUGGUGCGCUAGAUCUCUCCUCGAAUUCCUGCCACGGGAAGCUUCUCUUCGCCGCCGCUGAAAUGUUGAGCUUUUGAACCGUUUUGAUCGGGUUCGAGCUUGAUUUGAUAGGGUUCGUCGGUGGAGAUGGACGGCGGCGAUGGGACGAUGAGGCUCGGUGCUCUUAACUUGAAGCCGGAUCGGGUUGGCGGCUUCGAGUCGGGUCCCGACGUGUCGGUUUCGUCGCCGGUCACGCGCCAGAAGGCGGUGGCGGCAAAGCAGUUUAUUGAGAAUCACUACAAGAACUACCUUCAAGGUCUGCAGGAUCGCAAAGAGAGACGUCGAGCGCUUCAAAGGAAAGUACAAGAAGAUCAGAUACCGAGUGAGGAACAAGAGGAGAUGAUGAGGAAUUUGGAACGCCGAGAAACAGAAUAUAUGAGGAUGCAAAGACGUAAGAUUGGCAUUGAUGAUUUUGAGCAAUUAACUGUGAUUGGCAAAGGUGCAUUUGGUGAGGUAAGGUUAUGUCGUGCUAAAGGUACAGGAGAGAUUUAUGCCAUGAAGAAACUGAAGAAAUCAGAGAUGCUUAGUCGCGGACAGGUUGAGCAUGUGCGUUCUGAGAGGAACUUGCUUGCGGAGGUUGAUAGUCGGUGCAUUGUAAAACUUCAUUAUUCGUUUCAAGAUUCUGAUUUCUUGUACCUUAUCAUGGAGUACUUACCUGGUGGUGAUAUUAUGACAUUACUGAUGAGAGAAGAUACUCUUUCUGAAGAUGUUGCUCGUUUCUACAUGGCAGAGAGUAUUCUGGCUAUUCACUCAAUCCAUCAACACAACUACAUUCAUAGGGACAUAAAACCAGAUAACCUGAUACUGGAUAAAAAUGGCCAUUUGAAGCUUUCAGAUUUUGGCUUGUGUAAACCUCUGGAUGAUAAGCAUUCGACAUUGUUGCUGGAAAAUGAUGAUUUGACCUCCCAGGAAUCCAUAUCUGAAACUGAAGGACAAUCUGGUUGUGAUAAGGUUCCUUGGCUGAUGCCAAAAGAACAGUUACAACAAUGGAAACGAAAUCGCCGUGCCUUGGCUUAUUCAACCGUUGGAACUCUUGACUAUAUGGCACCUGAGGUGUUGCUCAAAAAAGGAUAUGGAAUAGAGUGUGAUUGGUGGUCCCUAGGGGCAAUCAUGUAUGAGAUGCUUGUAGGCUAUCCUCCCUUCUACUCUGAUGACCCAAGGAUCACAUGCCGCAAGAUAAUCAAUUGGAGGACAUACCUGAAAUUCCCAGACGAACCCAAAAUCUCAGAAGAAGCAAAGGAUCUGAUCUGUCACUUGUUAUGUGAUGUUGAGUCAAGGCUUGGGACUCAUGGAGCAGAAGAAAUUAAGGCCCAUCCAUGGUUCAGAUCUAUUCAGUGGGACAGGCUGUAUGAAGGCGAAGCUGCAUAUAAACCCAGAGUCAUUGGAGACUUGGACACUCAGAAUUUUGAGAAGUUUCCUGAAGUAGAGGGACCGCCAUCUACAAUGCCAACAGUGGGACCUUGGCGGAAGAUGUUAACAUCAAAAGAUACCAAUUUCAUUGGAUACACCUUUAAGAAAUCCGAUGUCCUUAAAUCGCUUGAAAGUUCAGGUACAGAUAUGAGAUCAAAUGGAUCUUCAAAGUCCCCUUCUCUGAUUUCCUUGUUAGGUAGAAUUGACCUGCAAGACACUGUGAUACCGGAGGGCGAUCCAAAGCAGGAAAUCUAAAUUUUGUACUGCACCGCGUGUACUUAUUUUUCUUCAUGCACGUAAUCUGCAACAGAAGGCGUCGUUACUAUUCAAGAUUAGAUUCGGCAACGUGCUUACACGAAGACAUGAAUAACAAGGUCAGCUCAAAGUUGAUAUGAUCUUGGGUGCUAUUUCUUUUAUGACACCACCCCAAAUACGCCUUUGAUGUGUAACUGUUGUAAAAUCCAUCACUCUUAAGCUAAACAUUUAUUCCCGCUCCCCCUAUUUUUCGGAGAUCUGUUGUUUUAACAUAUAGAGAUCCCCCUUUGGUACAAACUAUCAUUGUACAUUAACAGGUUAAUUCAGUUUUGUCUAUCAGAAUGGAUACAUGUUUGAACUUUGUAUCACAUUAGCAAGUUGUACGGAUGCUGUGGCAAAUUGAAUUUGAUACCAACGAUACAUUAUUUUGA